Neocloeon triangulifer is the source of this 690-nucleotide messenger RNA. RefSeq lists its product as uncharacterized. The transcript is spliced from 3 exons. Bases 4 to 570 code for a protein of 188 amino acids. The record is from RefSeq and is a predicted model, not a curated record. Lineage: Eukaryota; Metazoa; Arthropoda; Insecta; Ephemeroptera; Baetidae.
UGGAUGCGCAAACUGCUGCUGGCACUGGCCGCUCUUUCGGCCGCCGGCGCCCAGGCGGCCAACUUUACGCUCAGCAGGCACCCUAGGUAUCUUGUCUAUCCUCCCAGGGGUGCUUUCAAGCUGGUCGCCGGAUUGGCCAUUCCAUGGAUGACACCCCCGGGCAAAUACCUCGCUUGGACCAUCAACUUCCAAUUCCAGUACGCGUUGCCAAUAGCAUUUGAACAACUUCAAUUGCCCAGGGUUCGACGCUCCCUCAGGGCAGUCGACCGACCCGCCCUUUACUCAACCAUGGAGGAGUACCUGGAAGGUCGGGGUCUACCUGGACGAACCUGUCUGCAGCGAAUGGUGUGCGAGGCGGCCAAGCACCCCGUUGAUCACGAUGGAGUGAUCGGAAAAAUCUUUCAAAUUGCUUUGACACCCAGUCGUGGCAAUUUGGAGGAAAAAGUGCAUUCAAAAUACCACGAAGCGGAGGCCAGAGGUCGAAGAGGUGACGAUUGUCGGACAUUAUUUGGCUCUGAGUGCCCCAUGGACAUUUUGGGCUUGGUUUCAGAAGUUCACGACGAGCUUUGAAUUGAAUGAAAUUAUUCUGAAGAUGGAAAAGACUGUUACAAGUGUAUAUUUUUGAGCUGCUUCAAAAAGUUGAGCUGAGAUUUAUGUAUAAUUAAUUAAAAAUAAAACAUUUCCUGCCAA